This is a messenger RNA of Seminavis robusta, 2863 nucleotides long. NCBI's taxonomy places the organism in Eukaryota, Bacillariophyta, Bacillariophyceae, Naviculales, Naviculaceae. The record is from the annotation of a GenBank genome assembly.
UAUUCUCCAGGUAAUUGCCAAUACGCCUCCCGCCUUCCAAGCUCACAAAAGAUUGCUGUUUGAGCAUGCACUCCAGUCCAACAGGUCUUACAUACUGAUCGUUCAAUCAUUUAGGAGCUUCGCUCGCCAAUGACACAACAAUGCAGUCCAUGCAGUUGAUCUCUUCCAACCAGCCCGUUGCCCCGUAUCAUGACUGCAUGUAACUCCAGCAGCCCUCGAGAGGAUAAUCCUUGUGAGAUUUGAAAUUACAAGUUCGGACAACCAUCAACCAUGGAAUCCUUUUUGUCGUCCUUUUCAACAUUCUUCACGCCAACGUCAUCUACCGGUACUGGUCCUUGUUCGGGGCUAUCUCCUUGGAAUCCCAGAGAGCUGUGGAAUCGGUACAUCUUGUGCAACAGUAUUCCUCCUUGUGAUCAAAUCGUAGACAAUGAUAAAGUACGAAUUGGAAUAGACUUUGACUUGGGCGGCAGUAUCGGGUACAUGGCCACCCCACAUGAUCCAUGGCUCAACUACAUCAACUCGUUUGAUCAGGGACGAGAAAUUCAAAUGUCGUUUUACGCUGCCCCCAUACCUUACAAUCCACCCACGGACGAAUAUCCUGAUGGAGCCUGCGACGACCUUUUUCGUGGUCCUUGGUCUUGGAAUCCCAUUGGAGCGGGGGAUGUCGAUGGUGGCACGUCCGAGGUCCUCGAGUUUUAUCCUUCCAAAACAUUGGGCAACAAUUCCUUGCGGGUCGUCACCCGUCCACUGCAGUGGGCGUGUCACAAUGUGCCGUGUGAAUGCACCUUCGACAAGACUAUCGAAACAGUAGGCGAUUUCCCCGCGGUCAAGGUCAUCAAUACGCUCCGGAAUGCUAGAACCGAUGUCUACGACGAGACGGCCCUCUUUGAUCAAGAACUACCAGCCGUCUAUACCAAUGGGAUUCUCUAUCGGUUGGUUACGUACAAUGGCUCCAAGCCCUUUACUAAUGGCGAGCCCGUGAACUACUAUGAAGCUGGCUUUGACAAUGAUCGACCCUUUCCAUGGAUACCUGGUCGUUUCCCUGCCACGGAACACUGGGCAGCCUUUGUCAAUGAAGAGAAUUGGGGUCUUGGGGUCAUCAAUUUGCAGGAAUCUGUCUUUCUCGGUGGCUUUUCCGGAGGCGCCAAAGGCACUGGAGGUCCCAAGGAUGGACAAACUGGAUACAUUGCGCCCGUGUCCCGACAUGCCUUGCCGAGAAAUGUCGUGUUUACCUAUGAGUACUAUCUGAUACUGGGGUUUGUGGAGGAGAUCCGGGCUUUUGCCACGCAGCUGCACAAUACACGACGACAAUCGAGCGAGAAGGACAGCAACACAGCGGCUACUAUAUCGGAAGCCUUUUCACGGCCCGUAUCUCCAUGGUUGAGACCAAAAUUUCUAACCAUCCUUAACGACAGAAGAAGAAGGACCCGUGGACUGGGAAGGAAAAUGGGAGAGUAGCCAAGCAAGCGUUAAAAACAUAGCUCCAGGCUGCAUGGUUGCUUCUUGCCAUCGGAGUCGCUUCUCCUCCUUGAGAUCUACGGCAUGCUACACCACCUUGCUCGAGAUGCCUUCUUGGGGCACGAUGUUUUGAAUGCACAGUGGGUGUACGAUUGUUGAACUUUCGUGUGUCCAUGAAGUCAAUCGAAGGAUGCGCCGUACAUUGUAAUGAAGCAUCACAAAAGAUUCAGGUGGAUGUUACCAUCAAGGUUGAAAACCCUGGCUGGACGACGGUUACCUUUUUGCACAGCCUUUGGCAGGAGAAGUGAAGGGUAUCCUGGAAGCAGGGUCAACCAACGGCCAACAGCUUCUUGGGUUGAACAGUGAUGAUGAGCACCCAGGUAAUCAACCUUCAAUGAUCUGAUAUCUCAACGAGGCAAUCAACAGAUCCAGUUCCAGACUUUGAGUCCUCAUUGGCAUGCCGCCAUGAAAGCUCUUCGUGACAUCGGCGGUACAACAGACCGACAAUCAGCCAAAAGUCAUUGAUAAAGCCCACGGUCCAAAGUAAGCGACAGCGACAUGGAUACCAAUGAAGGAACCGCCCGAGGCAACAUUGGCAUCAACCCAGCCCCAACCAACCUCAAUCAAAGUUCCGGUGAAGCCUUGCGAUACCACAGCACACCCUGCUGGUUCACUGUCCAAAUGCGACGAUCGGAAUCGGUGCUGUGGCAGUGGCUUCCGCUAAUAGAAGCCUUCCCAACUUGUCCCGUCAUUGGAUUCCAAGAUCCUGGCGCAUCUUUCUUGCUGUACCAAGGGUUGUAGCUCGAUCAUCUCUGCAGCCACCAUUUGUCUGCCGUUGCCAAGGAAUGGAUUUGCCAGCCAGAGCUACCCUCCUUGAUCCAAACUCCCUCAGAAACCGGAAGGACUAAGUCCACAAACCAAUGAACCAUCUCCUGCUGAAUCAAUGGUAUUAAUAACACGUUUGGCUGCUCUACAUCUGAAGAAGUGCCUCCGGCUCUCAAAGAGACCCUGUCGAGAAUAGCGAUUGAGCCAGAGAGAUAGAGAGAAAGGCGUUGUCAGUCGGUGCUGCAAUUCAUCUAUCUAGCACAGUCCUCGCUGUGGUUAUGCUCGGCAUGCAGCACGGCAUUCUGCAAGUGCAUGCAUACACAGUACAGUGCUUGUACUGGAAAAUUGAAAACAGGGGUAUUUGUAAUGGAUCGAAAGUCGGCAGAGGACGAGCAUACUGCACUGGUAACGAUAUGGUACGAGCCAAGCACGACAGCAGCAUUCUGAUUAUCUCCGGGUGGACGGAAUGAUGGGCCCAAGUACAUCCCGUCAAAAUAUGUUGCGGUUGUCCGGUGUCCACGGGCAACUUUUGUUUUCCAGAGAGAUUUGGAAGUUGUUGGCUCACAAGGGUGGUCCUUUA